Molecule: messenger RNA, 1464 nt
Organism: Priceomyces carsonii
Lineage: Eukaryota; Fungi; Ascomycota; Pichiomycetes; Serinales; Debaryomycetaceae
Product: purple acid phosphatase family protein
Exons: 1
Coding region: 1-1464 (487 amino acids)
Molecular function (GO): acid phosphatase activity; protein binding; metal ion binding
Source: RefSeq, a predicted model, not a curated record
AUGCAGCUCAGUUCGAUCGCUUUAUUUAUUUUAACGGCCCAAUGUCUCGGACUCGUCCUAGGUAUGCCACACGUUAAAGAUAUACCAAAAAAUAAGGUAUCUCCAAGGCAGCAUCGUCUUGCGUAUGCAGGUCUGACAGGAAUGACUGUUAGUUGGAAUACUUAUCAGCACAUCCAAAAACCUACAGUUUUUUAUGGGAAAUCACCUAAAAGACUUAAUAAAAUUGCUACUAGCCAUGAGUCAGUCACUUAUCAAACCUCGCUCACUUAUAAUAAUCAUGUUAAAAUCGAAGGACUUCAGCCAGGAACAACCUACUAUUAUAGGGUUUUGCAUGACAAGUCAUCUGAGAUAUAUAGCUUUACUACGGCAAAGGAAGCCGGGUCAGAGGAUGAAUUUUCUUUUGGCCUUGUAAUUGAUAUGGGUACCAUGGGUAAUCUAGGGCUAAGUGAUACGACUGGUGAGGGAGCUGGAGGAGCACUUACUCCUGGGGAGCAAACCACCAUGCAGUCUUUAGCUCAAAACGUCAAUCACUUUGAUUUCUUGUUACAUCCAGGGGACCUCGCCUAUGCAGACUACUGGCUUAAAGAAGAAGUUCAGGAAUAUUUACCGCUUGAUAUAAGUAAAGGUUAUCAGGUGUACGAGCAGAUCCUCAAUGCUUUCUACGAUGAAAUCCAGCCUGUAACCAGCAAAAGACCCUAUAUGGUUGGCCCGGGAAACCAUGAAGCCGAUUGUGACAAUGGGGGCACCACAGAUAAAAUAAAUAAUGUCACGUACACAAAUUCUAUCUGUAUGCCAGGACAAACAAACUUUACCGGAUUCAAGAACCAUUUCCGUAUGCCUAGUGCAGAAUCAGGAGGAAGAGAUAACUUUUGGUAUUCUUUUGAUUAUGGCUUAGUUCAUUUCGUUCAAUAUAACACGGAGACGGAUUUUGGUAAUGGACUUAAGGGUCCCGAAGAUGGAGGUAUCAAUGGUCCUUUAGGGUCUUAUGAAAAUGAGCAAAUUGAUUGGUUAGAAAAAGAUCUUUCUUCAGUGAACAGGACAAAAACUCCCUGGGUUAUUGCUCUCGGACAUCGUCCUUGGUACGUAGCUGCUAAGAAGAGCGAUCGCUGCACAACUUGUCAAGAAGCGUUCGAAGACAUCUUGACAAAAAAUAAUGUCGACCUUGUUCUUGCAGGUCAUGUGCAUAACUAUGAAAGAUUGUCACCAGUUGCAAAUAACGAAGUAGAUCCAAAUGGCCUCAACAAUCCAUCUGCCCCAUGGUACAUUUUGAAUGGUAUUGCUGGCCACUAUGAUGGUCUUGACUCUCUUGUUUAUCCUCUUCCAGACUAUGUGGAGUAUUCUCAAGAUACGGCUUAUGGGUGGUCUAAGUUCACAGUUCACAACAGGACUCAUUUAACUCAUGAAUUCGUUGUUUCUUCUAACAAUACUGUUCUUGAUACAGCAACGCUUUACAAGAGUCAUUAA